This is a messenger RNA of Chrysemys picta bellii (western painted turtle), 3960 nucleotides long. The record is from RefSeq and is a predicted model, not a curated record. Lineage: Eukaryota; Metazoa; Chordata; Testudines; Emydidae.
AUGUUGGAUUACAUCAUCACUUUUCAGUUUCUGAGCCUGGUGCCUAGGCGUCUGACCCUGAAUGACAAUGACCAAGGGGCCAUCAACUUUGAAUGGUUUUCCUCUAUGAGCACAAAUGUUUUACUAAAAAAGCGAGAUGAGGCUAAAGGCAGCUGGUUCUCCCAGUUUAUCUCCAGGGAAACAAGACUAAGACUAUUAAAGCCAGUCAUUAGGGCUGAGAGUAAAAAGGAAACUGCUAAGGACAUUGUAGAUUUUUUCAGUAACAUUCAGAAGCAGCAGCCCGUGCCGCCUCCUCCCCCUCCGCUGUCUGGGUCUGCUAACGAACCUCACCAGGCAGUGCCAGCUUCACCACCGCAUGUAUCAACUACACAAAUUGUUCUUUCUUCUCCUAUGAGAGAAUCUUCCUCUUCACCACAAAGGGGUGAUUCUGAUCUUCCCAGUAGCUCUCCCGACUCUGGUCCUUCUGAGGAGGGUACCUGUUACUUUACUAGAAGCCUAGCCCAGACGCUCCAGGCUCCCUUAAAAGAACUGCCCGGGACUGCAGGACAGUUGGUUACAGUGCAUGCCCCAUGGUCACCAGGAGAUCUGAGAAACUUGGUAAAGGAAUUUCCUAAUGUUAGGGAGGAGCCAGAAAAAUUUAGAGAUGAACUCCGGACAGUGGUUCAGUGUUAUAAUCCAUCUUGGGCAGACAUUAAUCAACUCUUGCAGAUGGUUAUGCCAGCCGAAGUUCGACAACAGCUUACCAGUCAGGCAGCUUGGCCAGAUGCCGACCCUGGAAUUGACCGUGAUUUAAGAGAGGCUAGGGACCGUCUCUUAAAUUCUAUAACGGAAGUCUGCCCUAAGAAGACAGAUUGGACAAAGAUUACCUACUGUAAACAGAAUAAAGGAGAGUCCCCUGCUGAUUAUCUAGAUAGACUGACUAAGGUUUUUGAACAACAUUCGGGAAUUGCUCAGCCAGCUGAAAAUGCCAGAGAGGCAGUAGGGGCUGCUUUUGUUCAGGGACUCUUACCAAAGAUUCAGCAGCAGUUAAGAACUAUCUGUAUUGGCUGGCAAACUAAACCCCUUUCUGAAUUGAGGAGCCAGCUAAAUUACCAACAACUCUUAGCCCUGACCUUGUGCAUUUGUUGUCACAAGUUCCCCCCCCAUCUCUGGUCUCAGCAUGCCAAUGAAGUGGGACAGAUUCGGACAGCUGAACCGGUUAAGAUUUUUGUUGAUCCUUCUAAAGCUUUGCCAAGGGUUCCACAAUACCCUCUGCGUCCUGAGGCAGAGGAAGGUAUAGCCCCAGUAAUGGAGUCUUUAUUACAGCAGGGUAUUAUUGUUGCCACCACCAGUUCUUGUAAUACUCCUAUCUUUCCUGUAAAGAAGCCAGGAAAGAACACCUAUCGGUUUGUUCAAGAUCUCCGCGCGAAUGCUGUUGUUUUGCCUUCUUUUCCUGUGGUUCCAAAUCCAGCUACAAUUCUUUCUUGUAUUCCCCCUUCAGCCACCCACUUUACUGUUGUGGACCUUUGUUCAGCUUUCUUUUCUAUCCCCAUUCACCCUGAUAGUCAGUAUCUGUUUGCCUUUACCUAUAAAGGACGCCAGUACACCUGGACCCGGUUACCCCAAGGGUAUACUGAGUCCCCAUCGUUGUUUUCCCAGAUCUUGAAAAAGGAUCUGGAUGAUGUGUUUUUUCCAAGUAAAUCAGUGCUUAUACAGUAUGUGGAUGAUCUUUUGCUGGCAUCCCUUUCUUUUGAAUCUUGUAAAGCUGAUACUUUGAUUCUUUUGACUGCUUUAGCUGCUAAGGGUCAUAAGGCAUCCCAGGAAAAACUACAGCUGUGUCAGCCCAGGGUUCAUUACCUUGGUCAUGAUAUUUCUUUAUCAGAUUCUCGUAUUUCUGCUGUUUUAAAUAUGCCUAGGCCUGGUACUAUUUCUCAAAUGCGUACUUUUCUUGGCAUGACUGGGUAGUGUAGACAGUGGAUUUUAGCCUAUGCAACAAUGAUUAAACCUUUACAGGAUCUGACUAAGUCAGAUACUCCUGAGCCUCUUCCUUGGUCUCCAGAGGCUGAACGAGCUUUUGUUGCUAUCAAGCAAAGCCUGUCCAGUGCACCGGCCCUGGGACUUCCUGAUUAUGCUAAACCAUUUACUCUUUUCUGUCAUCAGCGUAAUGGGUAUGCUUUGGCAGUAUUAACGCAAAAGCACGGAGAUAAACACCAUCCCAUUGCUUAUUACAGUACGGCCCUAGACGCUGUGGCAGCUGGAUUUCCCCCUUGCCUGCGUGCUGUGGCUGCAGCGGCCCUUGCUGUUCAAGUAUCCGAAUCCAUUAUCUUAGGAUCUCCUUUGAUUGUUGCUGUCCCUCAUGCUGUGGCUGCACUCUUGUUAAAAUCUAAGACACAGCAUCUAUCCACUUCUCGUCUUACAAAAUAUGAGCUUGUCUUCUUGUCUUCGUCUCAUAUUACUUUGGCUCGUUGCCCCGUUCUAAAUCCUGCCUCCUUGUUGCCUGGGCCAGAGGAUGGAGAAUCACAUGACUGUGUGUCUGUGACGUCGGUCCUCUCCCGUCCAAGAGAUGAUUUGCUAGAUGUGCCUUUGCAAAAUCCUGAUCUUAUUUACUUUGUGGAUGGUUCGUGCUUGCGAGAUUCUAAGGGUAAAUUGGCUGCUGGUUAUGCUGUGUGCUCUGCCUAUGCUGUUAUUGAAAGUGCUUUUCUUCCUUCCGUGUUUUCUUCUCAAGUGGCCGAACUUGUGGCUUUAACUCGAGCCUGCAUUCUAGCUCAGGAUCAAGCAGUUACAAUUUAUACAGACUCUCGUUAUGCUUUUGGAGUGGUACAUGAUUAUGGUUUGCUCUGGAAGUAUAGAGGUUUCCUUACAUCCACUGGUUCUCCUAUUAAGAAUAGUCUGUAUGUAUCUGCUCUUCUGGAUGCCCUUGUAUUGCCCAAAGCUAUAGCUGUUGUUAAAUGCACAGCUCACCAGACCCCUCAUGAUGAAGUUACCCGUGGAAAUGCUUUGGCAGACUCUGCAGCCAAAGCAGCAGCCCUUUCUGCCCCUCAGGCUGAAUAUACUUGUGCUUUGAUUGAGCAGCCUCCACUAGCCUCCCUUGAGGAUCUGGCCAAGAUCCAAGAAGCAGCACCAGCAGCUGAGAAACGUUUUUGGAGUGCUAAGGGCUGUAUGCUACACCCUGACCAUCUUUGGCGUGCCCCAGCUGGUCGCCUGGUUGCACCAAAGAUGCUAAUGCCUUAUCUUGCUCGUGUAUACCACGGAAUGGCACACGUACGCAAAGGGGGGAUGGUUGCUGCAGUUAACCGAGAUUGGUGUGCGUUCGGUUUCCCAGUCAUUGCACAUCACUACUGUCAACAAUGUGUGAUUUGUCAACAGCAUAACAUUGGUAAAGCUGUUAAAGUUAGGCAGGCAGCUCCCCCUCCCCCUUGGGGACCUUUUGUAAAUAUUCAGAUUGAUUUUAUUCAACUGUCUAAAUGUUGUGGUUAUGAAUAUGUAUUGGUUUUAGUGGAUGUAUUUUCAAAUUGGGUUGAAGGUUUUCCCUGCAGGAAAGCAGAUGCCAGGACUGUUGUGAAACUUCUGCUUAAAGAUUUUGUACCACGAUUUGGCAUCCCUGUGAGUAUCAACAGUGACCGUGGAACUCAUUUUACUGGACAGAUUGUAAAAGAGUUAUGUGCAGCUUUGCAGACUCAACACAACCUUCACUGUCCCCACCAUCCGCAGUCUGCUGGGACAGUGGAAUGCCAGAAUGGAAUUCUGAAAAAUAAACUGGCCAAGAUUUGUGCUGAAACAAGCUUGAAGUGGCCAGAUGCCCUUCCUCUGGCACUAAUGAGUAUGAGGGCCACUCCCAAUCGAAAGACUGGACUCAGCCCUCAUGAGAUUCUGACAGGGCGCCCGAUGAGACUACCAACUGCGCCCCCACUGACCCUAGCUCAGAUGGACAUUCAUUUAAUGGAUGACGCACUGCUUAAGUAUUGUUAGACACUAAUGAAA